This is a messenger RNA of Trematosphaeria pertusa, 1045 nucleotides long. RefSeq lists its product as uncharacterized. The transcript has a single exon. The record is from RefSeq and is a predicted model, not a curated record. The coding region runs from base 238 to 990 and encodes 250 amino acids. Lineage: Eukaryota; Fungi; Ascomycota; Dothideomycetes; Pleosporales; Trematosphaeriaceae.
CCUCGACGCUGAAAUUCUUGCUCGAGCCGACACUGCAUCGCGUACCACUACGCCGUCCAACACACUCCGCCUCUUCUACUCCCAUAGAGAUCGCUCCCUCAUGCCCUUGAGCUCUUGCGCAUCGUUCUUCGUCUGAUACCCGCAACUACGACGAUAGGUGACGAACCGUGCGACGUCACCAUAGCGACGCCGAACUCGCAUUCGUUAUCCGUGCCCUUUCAGACAACACCUACGAACAUGGCGGUCGCAACGCGAUCGAUAAAGCAGGGUGAAAAGGAAGUCUACAGCACAGCGCUCAGAAUUUACAGCUGGACACCUACCACCUUCAUCAAACGUGAAGUCCCACCUGAGAGACGACAAAAGAACCUAUGUGGAGAAUGCAUUGUCGAUCCCUUCGUUAAGGAGCUCUUUCAGAUCGAAGCUUCCGCGCUCAAACUGCUCUCGCAAACAAAGAUCAAAGUGCCCAAACUCAUGGAUAGCGGUCCAGAUGAGAACGGACUUGCUUUCAUCGAGAUGGAACUUUGGGCAGGCAUUCCCGGCUCGCGCGUCAAAGAAGAAUGCCGGAUGCCAGACGGAGGGAAGCACAUCGAUACCGGAGAAUGUACGUUAUGCGAAGAGAAGGCAUGGGCUAAUGCCGAAAGUUACCUCACGAACGUGGUGCUCCCCGAGCUCGCCAAGCUAAGAUCGAAGACGAUGGGCCUCGAUGGAAAAGUCGUCCCACCACCUUGGGUGCGGUAUCAUGACAAUAGGCCGAGCUGGGUUCCGAAGGUUUCCGACACCGACCGAUAUGUCUUCUGUAAUUGGGACAUCGGCGCUCACAACAUGAUGUUUCAGUAUGGGACGUUGGAAGUGAUUGGGGUGUAUGACUGGGAGAAUGCUGGCUAUUACCCACCGGAAUUUCAGUUUGUAAACCGUUCGCGACACGAAUUUGACGCACAAUUCGAGGAUAUCCCCAAAGUUAGACACCUUAUAGCACUCCUCGACACAUGAAGCACUAGCCACUGAAUGCGAUGCGGCCUGGAUGGUUUGCCAAAGUCAAUCACAG